Molecule: messenger RNA, 2107 nt
Organism: Juglans microcarpa x Juglans regia
Lineage: Eukaryota; Viridiplantae; Streptophyta; Magnoliopsida; Fagales; Juglandaceae
Product: receptor-like protein kinase 7
Biological process (GO): protein phosphorylation
Molecular function (GO): ATP binding; receptor serine/threonine kinase binding; protein kinase activity
Source: RefSeq, a predicted model, not a curated record
AAGAAACUGGUGAAUCUUUCGCUGUAUUCGAACAGGUUGAUGGGUCCUCUGCCUGAGAAGCUUGGAUCUUGGGCGCAAUUCGAUUUCAUCGACGUGUCUGAGAAUUUCUUGAGCAAGCCCACCCGAUAUGUGCAAGCAGGGCAGCCUGAAGGAGCUUCUCAUGCUUGACAACAAACUUACCGGCGAAAUUCCGGCAACCUACGCCAACUGUUCCACUCUAGCUCGUUUCAGGGUCAGCAAGAACGCGCUUACGGGUACCGUUCCCGCCGGAAUCUGGGGACUACCUAACGUGAAAAUAAUCGACAUCGAGUCCAAUAAUCUCCAGGGCCCGAUCACGUCCGAUAUCGAGAACGGCAAGUCUCUUGGGCAGCUGUUCGCCGGAAACAACCGCUUAUCAGGUGUAAUACCUGCCGAAAUCUCUGGCGCUACCUCACUGGUGUUGAUUCAGUUGAACGACAACCAGUUUUCAGGAAACAUUCCUUCAGGUAUCAGUGAACUGGAGCAUUUGAACGUUUUUCAUCUGCAGAACAACAGGUUCACUGGUUCAGUGCCAGCGACAUUAGGCUCCUGUGGCUCUCUCAGUGACGUAAACAUGGCAAACAAUUCACUUUCGGGUCAAAUCCCAUCCUCUCUAGGACGUCUACCGACUCUUAACUCUCUGGAUCUCUCCGACAACCAACUUUCAGGGACAAUUCCGGAGAGCUUUUCUUCUCUCCGGCUAAGCUUUCUCGAUCUUUCACACAACAGCUUGACCGGUCCCAUACCGCAAGCUCUAUCAAUCGAAGCGUACAACGGUAGCUUUUCUGGUAACCGAGGCCUCUGCAUCCUGGGCAUCACCUCCGUUUUCCCACGCUGUCCCUCCAGUUCCGGCAUUCCCAGUGACAUCCGGACACUCAUCAUUUGCUUCGCAGUAGGUUUGGCCAUCCUGCUUGUGUGUUUGGUAUGCUUCGUCUCCUCAAAGGAGGAAAAAGAUCAAGACCGUUCGUUGAAGAACGAAUCCUGGGACCUGAAGUCCUUCCAGGUGUUGAGCUUCACGGAGGGCGAGAUUCUUGGUGCCAUCAAGCCGGAGAAUAUGAUAGGAAAAGGUGGCUCCGGGAGUGUGUACAGAGUGCCACUCCCCAACGGCAAAGAGCUUGCGGUCAAGCACAUAUGGAAUGCAAAUUCAAGUACCAAUCGCUGGAGAAAGAUUCGGAGCAGCGCCACGCCGAUUCUCGGGAAGCACUCUGCCGGAAAGUCAAAGGAAUUCGACAGCGAAGUGCAGACAUUGAGCUCAAUAAGGCAUGUGAAUGUGGAUUGCAGCAUUACAAGCGAGGACUCGAGCUUGUUGGUGUAUGAAUAUUUACCAAAUGGAAGUUUGUGGGAUAUGCUGCACACGGGCCACCAAAAGAAGCAGCUCGAUUGGGAGACGAGGUACGAGAUCGCCGUCGGUGCGGCCAAAGGGUUGGAGUAUCUGCAUCAUGGGUGUGAAAAGCCAGUGAUUCACAGGGAUGUGAAGUCCAGCAAUAUACUUCUGGAUGAGUUCUUAAAGCCAAGGAUUGCUGAUUUUGGACUUGCUAAGAUUGUUCAGACCAAUGGUGGCAAGGAUUCCAGCCAUGUCAUUCCAGGAACACAUGGCUAUAUUGCUCCUGAAUAUGGGUACACAUGCAGAGUGAAUGAGAAGAGUGACGUGUACAGUUUUGGAGUGGUUCUGAUGGAGCUGGUGACCGGAAAAAGACCGAUGGAGCCGGAGUUCGGGGAGAACAAAGACAUAGUGAAUUGGGUUUCUGACAAUCUAAAGAACAAAGAGAGUGUUUUGGACUCUCAAAUUCCAAAGGCUUUCGAGGAAGAUGUUAUCAAGGUACUGAGAAUUGCAAUUCUUUGCACAUCAGCACUUCCAGAUCUUCGGCCCACAAUGAGAAGUGUUGUCCAAAUGCUAGAGGAAGCCACUAAGCCUUGCAAAUUGGGAAAAAUUAUCAUCACCCAAGAUGUUGGUGAGAGUAACAAAAAGGAUGUGACAGACACAAAAAAAUAAAGUUUAUUAUUUGAUGUGAUUUAACGUGAUAGUUAAAUUUAUUUUAAAAAAAAUUUAUAAAUUAAUAGUAUUAUAACAAGUCACAUCAGUUUAUAA